GCAGCAUUCAUGUGUUCACUGCUCACCGUGUUUUGAGGGAGCAUGUCCUUCGUAAGCACCCUUCGCCAGUGGGAUGAGGCCGUGGCUUGUGUGGAGCAAAGAGACCCAGACGCUGCUCUCAGGAUAUUCCUCAGUAUCGAGGAGAAAAACUCCAAGAUCGCUUUCAACAUCGGCUGUCUUUGUCUGAACAACAGUGACUUAGAUGAAGCUGAAAAGGCUUUUGAUGGAAGCAUUGGCAAAGAUGAACACCUGGCCGUGGCCUUUUUUCAGAGAGGAGUUACAUUUUAUAAAAAGGAAAAGUUUGAAGAGUCUCUUCUGGAUUUCCAACAAGCAUUUAAGCAGUUACGAGGGAAUCAACUAAUUGAUUACACACCUCUGGGGCUGAGAUAUAAACUUUAUGCUUGUGAGGUGCUGCACAACAUUGGACUGGCACAGGCGCAGUUGGGAAAAUGGGAAAAAGCUCAAGAGAACCUUCUCACUGCUCUGAGCUUGAGAGCAGAUGCCAAGUUCAGCCAUAUUGAUCAUGCGCUGGAUGCCAUUCUGAAACAUAAGCUGUUUCCUCUGGUAGAGGUUCGAGCAGGGCUGCUGUUUAAACCUAAUAAGAAAUAUGUGGCAGAGCUGGAGAAAAGGGAUUAUCUUGGAAAAGCUAAGGUUGUAGCUUCUGUUGUACCUGCAGAUGAGUUUUCUGGUUUUGCUCCACUUCAGCCUCAAAUAGACAAUGUUCCAUCUAUUCCGAAAGUUCCAGAAGUGCUACGGGUGCUGGAAGGAGAGCCACACACUGUUCUGUAUGAGUUUGUUCCAGAGACUAAAGAGGAGCUGGCUGUGUUGCCUGGCAACAUCGUCUUUGUUCUUCAUAGAGGAACUGACAACUGGGCAUCAGUUGUUUUCAAUGAAAAGCGAGGUCUAGUGCCGUAUAACUUUCUUGAACCCUUGGAUAUUGUUACAAUGACAUCAAAACCAGUCGAGACUGAAGCAUUAAAUGAAAAUGAUGAUAUACCUGCUCCACCAAGAAGAGCAGCACCUAGUAGACCAGUGGCUCCAGAAGGCCUGAAGACUGUGAAUGCAAAGACUGUUAACACAAGGGAAUUUUCCGGCUGUGUUGUAAAAGUGCACUUUCAGUUCACCAUAGCAAUCGCUAUUGCACAUGGUCAACCAUAUGGAGUCAUUCUUCAGAUGAUAAGCUCUAAACUGAAGCUUCCUGCAUCAACACUGACUUUACGGUAUGCUAAGGAAGGCUCUGCAGAAAGAGUGAUUAUAGAGGACUCUGAAAUGGAGGCUGUGUGGAACAGCGCGAAGGAUGGCCGUCUUACCUUGUGGUGUUCAGUGACAGAGGGUAAAAGUGCAUCCCAUGCAAAGGUUGUGGCUCUUUACUCUUAUGAGUCUUCAACCCCAGAGGAUCUUGAGUUCAAGCAAGGAAACGUCAUCACAGUUCUUUCUAAAGUCAAUGACGAGUGGCUUGAAGGUCAAUGCAAUGGGAAAAUAGGCAUAUUCCCAUCAUCCUUUGUUGAACCACUUAAUGGAGAUCCACACACAUCCGCAGAGUGAAUAAAUAAUUUAUCUGACACUUAUUUGUGCUUAAAUUUGCUGAUGAAAUAUAGCAGGAUUUUGAGAUGUAAUUUUUACAAAAAAAAAAUAGUUCACCCACAAAUGAAAUGUUUCGCUUUAAACUUUAAAGGGCAUCUUUUUUACCCCUUUUUACAAGAUGUAAGACAAGCCUUUGGUGUCUCCGGAAUGUGUCUGUAAAGUUUCAGCUCAAAACACCCAUCAGAUUAUUAUGGCCUCCACAAUCUCCCCAUUUUGAUGUCUGAGUUCUUUGUAGCUGUUUUUGUAGCCUGUGGCUUUAAAUGCAAAUGAGCUGCUUCUCCCCGCCCACCAUCAUGCAUCACAUCAAAUAAACAGCAGUCAGUGACAGAGACAGACUUGGAUGAAGCUGAAAAACAGCUCAUUAGUCAAAAAUACCAAGUAAGUUUAUUUCAUGUAUUUGUGGUGGAAUUUAUUCAAGCCUUUCGGAAAUGAUGAGUCUUACACAAAUGCUGUUUGCAGUACACACACACACACACACACGCACUUGGUAUUUUUGACUGAUGAACUGUAUUUCAGGUUCAUCCGAGUCUGUCACUGACUGCUGUUUAUUCAAGCUGUUUUGAAAUGAUGAGUCUCACACAAAUGCCGUUUGCAGUAUAAAACACACACAAACACACUUACUGUAUGUGAGAGUUUACUGACACUCUGUGGCUGUGGUGAAUAAGAAUUAGAUAUCAAUUUUACUGUAUUUAUUACAACCAUGCUCCGUUCAAAAAAAAACUUUUUGAUCUUAUAAUUAAAAAAUCCCAAAGAGUUGUAACAUA
This is a messenger RNA of Danio rerio (zebrafish), 2348 nucleotides long. RefSeq names its product neutrophil cytosolic factor 2 (gene ncf2). Lineage: Eukaryota; Metazoa; Chordata; Actinopteri; Cypriniformes; Danionidae. Gene Ontology annotation, cellular component: NADPH oxidase complex; cytoplasm. Gene Ontology annotation, molecular function: superoxide-generating NADPH oxidase activator activity. The record is from RefSeq and is marked provisional. Gene Ontology annotation, biological process: phagocytosis; respiratory burst.